CAUCAAUAUCCUGAGAGUUGCCGCAUAAUUAGGCAGGCCGACUCACAUUUUGGCUUCCUUUCCCUUGCUCCUGGCCAACUCGACCCCCCCCCCCCUCUCCCCUUUCAACCCUCUUGUGUGUCUCUCUCUGUCUGGCUUUGCAAGACACGCACACAGGCUGAUGACUAGGCAGUGAGUGUCAGCAAUGCCUAGUGGGAUUCGCCAGGCGCUUUAAAAAAUAAAGUCCCCCGAAAGCCGGCGGGACGACUCGCUGAACUCACUCCUGCCUGGGCUCGAUCUCCAGUAGUCUUGCGUGUGCCGUCACUAUGAACAAUGCCAGAUCAAUCAGCAGUACCAUACACCCUCUAAGCUGCUCCGUGGAUUUAACCUGCUGUCGUGCGUGGUGCCGACAUGACUUCGCUCUACAAGUUCAGGAUUAGAAAAAAGCCCAAAACCCAGAGCAAAUCGGUCAGAGAAGGCAGUCACAACAGAGAUCAAGCUGAGGAUAAAGACGAAGACCCCAACAAUCCUUUUUCCUUUAAGGAGUUUGUAAGGAAAGACAAGCGGAAGGCCGUCUACUACAACUCCAAGGAAGAGGACAUCGACGGUGUCAAUCUCAGCGAUAGCGAAGGGCAUGAAGACAGAAAUCUCAAGGAGCCAGCUAAGGAACUGCUUGAUAUUUUCAAUGAUGAAGAUGACAAUGGGGAAGGAAUUCAGUUCCUGGAUAUGGGUAACCAGGCAAGUCAGGGCCCGAAUGGGAGCAGUUCCCCCGAUGGAAAGGCAUCACAGAGACGAGCAACAAGCAGUGGUGUGCCCAGCCGCUCCAGAGGCAAGGCACAUCGGUCUGCUCAGAGCGCUAUCAACCCAGUCCCUCCGAUCCCUCCCCAUGGUCACAACGCCAACGUCGACUUCCAAUCCCACGCUCCGCCAGGGUCGCCUGCAAAUCCAAUCAAAGCCACCCCUAUCACGGCUACUGAUGUGGAUAAGGCAGCCCGAGGAGCGGAGUUUGUGGACUUUAUUUAUGACUACGCCACUAAGGAUGACGACCAGGAGGCACCGGAGAGAACCACGCGCAGCAACACGGGGACCAACAUGAGCAACGGCCCGCCCAAGCCUGCCGACCGUAAGCAAGGCAGGGAACGGGCAAGGGCCCACACCCAUGGCCACGGUCCCAGGAAACUCAAAACAGCCGCUGCUGCCACCAACAAAGCAGGCAACACCAAGAGCCAGGUGGUGGUUGACUACAUGGAUGCCACCGUCAAUGCCCAGGAUCUACUGUCGCCUUCCUCGCUGUCCACCUCUCUGACAUCAGUACCUAACCUCUCAGUGAACAACGGCACCGAAGUGGACGAGUCUUCGUUGGUACCAAAGCCAGGCAGGGAGCGUGCCCGGGCGCAGUCGCAUGGCCACCGCAAGAAACUGCCCAAGAAGGCCCCCGAACCCCCAGCCAAGAAAGAAACCACACAGUCGGUCCCCGAGAUUGUCCAUGCAGUGGCCGCGGAAAAUGGCCACAACAUCUAUCAGAGUCCCCGGCCCCGGCCCCGGGCCAACGUAUUCGGAGCCGGAGCCACGUCAAACAAGUCCGCAGAUAUCCUGGUAAAGGAGAACGGCGAGGCCAAGACAGAGAAUGAGAUCUACACUAGCCAGCCCAUGCCAGAAAACGUGGAGGAAUUGACAACUGAGGUUACCAGACUAAGAAGCAGCAACAGACAUCUGAGGCAAGAACUAGCCGAUGCCAAGAAGGCUGUGGAAAAAGAUGCCAAAAAGAUUGAGGGGAUGGAGGUGGAGAUGCGAAGGUUGCGAGACCGAGAGGCCGAAGAUGCCAAGACCUUGGAGACGAUGGUGCAUCACGUGGAGGCCAACCUCACCAGAACCACGGAGAGAGCUGUCACAGCAGAAACCACCAUCACCAAAUUGAAAGGAGAAAUCAAAACACUUAAGGGCGAGAUCACUGCCCUGUCCACGAAGAACAAGAAACUGGAAGAAGGGACGGAACUGCAAGAGCUGAAGGAGAAAUCCCAUGCAGCUUCUGUCAAGCUAGCCACAGCCGCCAAAGAAGCAGAUGCGUCCAUCAAGCAAAUGGCGACCGGAGUAGAAGCCUUAAAGCUCCUGGCUGAGACACUUGCCUGCAUUGACCGCAUCUCGGAAGUGCCCAAAUCAUUCGGCACUGCCUUAUGAGGUCUAGCACAGCCAUUCAAAAGUAUUAGCAAACGUUCUAAAGAUUACGCAAAAUAGCACAAAGUAGGUAUAUAUUAAUAUAAAGCUAACAGUAAUUAUUGUAUUGUAUUGUAAUUUAAAGCCAUUUACACUGAAAAGAAGUAUUUUUCCAAAUAAUAUUUUUGAAAUUGUUUCUUUGUAUUUUAGGGAUAUAAUUAUCAACAUUUUUGUAUUAACCCUUCUGCUUUCUGAACAAUCUGAACAGUCAAAAAAUCACAGACGGUCAAAAAUCAAUCCUCUUCCCCUGCCGUGCCUUUUACACAGGCUA
This is a messenger RNA of Patiria miniata (bat star), 2464 nucleotides long. RefSeq lists its product as uncharacterized. Bases 391 to 2157 code for a protein of 588 amino acids. Gene Ontology annotation, biological process: regulation of cytokinesis; positive regulation of protein localization to cilium; positive regulation of cilium assembly. Lineage: Eukaryota; Metazoa; Echinodermata; Asteroidea; Valvatida; Asterinidae. The transcript is spliced from 8 exons. Gene Ontology annotation, cellular component: recycling endosome; centrosome; early endosome. The record is from RefSeq and is a predicted model, not a curated record.